Molecule: messenger RNA, 531 nt
Organism: Penicillium subrubescens
Lineage: Eukaryota; Fungi; Ascomycota; Eurotiomycetes; Eurotiales; Aspergillaceae
Product: ubiquitin-like protein ATG12
Exons: 3
Coding region: 1-531 (176 amino acids)
Biological process (GO): autophagosome assembly; C-terminal protein lipidation; nucleophagy
Cellular component (GO): Atg12-Atg5-Atg16 complex; phagophore assembly site membrane; cytoplasm
Source: RefSeq, a predicted model, not a curated record
AUGGAUCCCUCUUCACCAUCGUCACGCUCCUCGCGCGACUCCCCCACCAUCAAUCCACCCGGGUCCACCACCCUCAGCUACCAUCCCAGCCCAGGUCGUCAAGGAGCGCGGUCAGAGUCUGUAUCGCCCAGGAUGGUAGAUACACCCAUCCCGGACGACGAUCAUGGUGCCGACCUCCCGAUGAACAUGACCGCGUCGGUCAUGUUGACGGGUUUACCCCGCGAUGCUCAUCAGGCACUCGCGGACGUGGAAGCUAUUGAUGCUGGCAAAGUGACCGUCCGCUUCCAGCCACUCCCAUCGGCCCCCAUUCUCAAGAACCGGGUCUUCAAGAUCAGCGCAUCGCAAAAGUUUGAGACCGUGGUCAAUUUCCUUCGCAAGAAGCUGGACUGCAAGGCCACAGACUCGGUCUUUUGCUAUGUGAAUAGCGUGUUUGCGCCCGGUCUGGACGAAGGUGUCGGUGGGCUCUGGCGGUGCUUCAAAACAGAUGAUCAAUUGAUUGUCGCUUACUCCAUGACGCCGGCGUUCGGCUGA